AACGGGAAGUUUAUGGAAAGGAAAUUCAAAUUCUGUAUUAUCAAUCAAGACUCCUAUUGUGAAAACAAAGACAAAAGAACCCACUACCACUAUUCCUUUGCGUAAAUCCACGAUUGUUAGUCUCUCAAAGGUUAAUACUGCGUCUAAAAAUCGCACGCGUACUACAGUUAAUAAGGAUACUCAACCUAAAUUUAAGUCAAAUACAGUAUCAUUUGAAGGCAAGACUCCUCUUGUGAAAACAAAGACGAAAGGACCAACUACCACUAUUCCUUUGCGUAAAUCUACGAUUGCUAGUCUUUCAAAG
Messenger RNA from Racocetra persica, 304 nucleotides. NCBI's taxonomy places the organism in Eukaryota, Fungi, Glomeromycota, Glomeromycetes, Diversisporales, Gigasporaceae. The record is from the annotation of a GenBank genome assembly.